Molecule: messenger RNA, 972 nt
Organism: Heterobasidion irregulare TC 32-1
Lineage: Eukaryota; Fungi; Basidiomycota; Agaricomycetes; Russulales; Bondarzewiaceae
Exons: 1
Coding region: 24-869 (281 amino acids)
Source: RefSeq, a predicted model, not a curated record
AAUCUGCGAAAUCGCCGUCCUCGAUGCCAGUACCGUCAGUUCCGCGACGCGCUCUUCCGCCACGCAAGAAGACACCCAAGACACCUUCAACCCCGGCCAUGCCCGAGCCUGCGCCCGAGCCCACGUCGUCGUUGGAACCUACGAAUGUCUUGGGUGCUUCAGUCCACGUGAGCCCUUCGGCAUACGGGGGCGAGAGCAGCGUCACAGAGGCGCAAGCCACGGCCUCUGGCGAUAGGCAGGAAGAAGUCGGCAACGUGAACGCGAGCGCGGAAGAUUACUUCGACCACUCUGUAGCCCUGGCUCACGACAGGCCUGCGGUGGUUGCUACAGCUUCUACUGAAAUCCACGACGAUCCCAUCGCCGAGGAUGACGUUGCUGAAGCUGAGCGCGCGACUUCCCCCUCGUCCGACGCACGUCCCGAGUCGCCCGAUGACCCCGAAGUCUACUUGAAACCCAAACGCGACAUCGAGCCAGAGCCAGCACACGACCCUGAGCUUGCAGUUGAGCCUUUGACUCCACUAGCUGACGCGCCCUCUGAGGACCCAGCCGGUGAAGGCCAGCGGUCAGACGAGGUCGAAGACGAAGAAGACGAGGCGGCGCGGCGCCAGCGCAUUGCUCAACGUCUUGCGCAGAUGGGAGGGGUCAAUCCACUCAGCGCGCCACGGGAGCCCUCCCCCGAGCAUGAGGAAACAGGCGAUGUACCACGGAAGAGUAGCCUCGAGGCUGCUCCUGGAAACAGAGACUCGAAUGUCCCCGUGCACAACUUUGAGCCCACGAGCACGCCAUCAGAGCCGCGAGGCAGUACCGAAGGUGUUGGCUUGGUGCGCAAGACGGUGGGGGAUGAGAUUACUGAAGACGGUGAAUACUAAUUGCUUUUCCUGCAACGACACUUGGCACGCUUCGCAUCUUCUUUGGAUCUAUGUAUAUAAAGACAGCUCUGUUGAUGAAAUUCUGUCCUCAGAUUCUAUUAUC